Molecule: messenger RNA, 1031 nt
Organism: Serpula lacrymans var. lacrymans S7.9
Lineage: Eukaryota; Fungi; Basidiomycota; Agaricomycetes; Boletales; Serpulaceae
Exons: 2
Coding region: 449-673 (74 amino acids)
Source: RefSeq, a predicted model, not a curated record
GCAGUAAUACAACCCAGCAAAUCCCGAGUCGUCAUUAAUGCAAAACGGUGAUUGCCAGUGAUUGAAUGAAUGCUGCAGAACCGUGACUGCGAUAGACUGUACCACCAGCUACGACUACACCACGCACGCACGCACGGUACGCAGCUACCUUACCUUACCUACAACUGGACCCGUCAAGGCCUAGCCGCGUCAACGGUGGUGUGGUGUGUAUCAAAGUAUCCAGUAUCAAAAUAUCAAAAUAUCAAAAGGAUCCCAGUAUCCUAGUAGGAAACAUGAAAUGGGAAAGGGAAAGAGGUGGGUGGGCAUCAUACGCCCCGCUGUGUUGGUGCGCCUUUGCCCGUCUCGGACUCGGACCGCGGCCACGGUGACAGGUGCGGUAUGACGAGUAUGAGAAAUGGGUGAGGGGGAUGGGUGCACGGACAUUGACGGUGAUGAUGGAUGAUGGAUGAUGGAUGAUUCAUCGACGUUCGAUGAAGAAGGCGGACGCUCAACGGGUCCCUUCUCUAAUCACGAGAGUGGCAAUCGGGGUGCCGCAAAACAGGGACUCGACACUCGACACUCGACACUCGAAACGGACCUGUCAACUUGUUUUGCGGGACUGUUUCAACCCGUGUGGGGAAACUCGAGAUUGGCAGUGGCAACAGACAUGUGGGGACGUUCGGUGAGACGGUGAGACAGACGACACGACGGUGGGGCUCGCGCCACUCUAUCACUCGACCCCAAGGCGGCAGGAUAGAUGAGCCUGCGUACAUAGUGCCACAACUGAUUCGUAACAAAGUUAGAUAGCUUUCUGUCCGUGUCCGUGCUGCAUGAUCAGCACGGGGCCGGGAGGAAUAAGCAUCAGCCCCGUGGGUAGCUUUGGGAAAAUGCGCGCACGUACUACUGCGCACAUUGAACCCAAUGUCGUACAAUGUCGGCCUAUGUGGGAUAAAAUGCCGCAGGCAAAAUUGAAUAUUCCCCUUGUUCCGCAUUCGACACUUAUUUCCAGACGAGACCUUCGACAUCUUUUUCUUCUUCCGAUCGUGUCUGUU